This is a messenger RNA of Cladophialophora psammophila CBS 110553, 741 nucleotides long. RefSeq lists its product as uncharacterized. The coding region runs from base 1 to 741 and encodes 246 amino acids. The transcript has a single exon. NCBI's taxonomy places the organism in Eukaryota, Fungi, Ascomycota, Eurotiomycetes, Chaetothyriales, Herpotrichiellaceae. The record is from RefSeq and is a predicted model, not a curated record.
AUGCCACGCGGCCCUCAGGACUCCAUCUAUGCUGAGACGUACAAAGAUCUGCGGUCUCAGAGACGCAUCAGAAACCGACUCUCAAAGCAAUCCGCCAAAUAUUAUGGAUAUCGUGGCGUGCAUUCCAGCUGGGUCGACCAACAAUAUCUCUCUGUAACCAGAUCCCCUCAACCCUAUUUCUAUCCAAACCUCAACGUAUUCGCGAGCUGCGCUCCACUAGUCAUAGACGCCACUGACAUGAAGGUGUCAACGUGGACAAAGCGUGACAUGUGGCUGGACCGAGACGUCGACAUCUGGCCGCUUGACAGAAGGCACCAUAAGGGAAGGAGAAUAAGGGAGAAGUACUGCUGGAAGUGGAACGAGCUGGAGAUGGGCAGAAGGAUGAGACAAAAAGCCAGGUAUCUUGAUCUUGCGGUUGAAGAUGGUGAAUCGCUCGCAGCGGACGAUGGUGUUGGCACUGUUUAUUGGGAGCUGGAUGACCUCUGGCGUGAGGAGGUCGAUGAAAUCUUUAAUGAUAGGGGCGAGCGGCCGCCUCUCUUUGUUGAUCUCGACGGUGAACGUCGCUUUGAAGGGAUUUCCAACGAGUCCAGUCUUGACGAGGCUGACGGUUCCUGGGAGAGGGAACUCAUCGAGUCUUAUUGCGACACUGGAGACGGGGAUGACUUCAGCAUCAUCUCGGAGCAAGAAAUAAUCGAUGCCAUGUCGUCAACCUCGAUGGAGGAUGAUUAUGAAAUGGUAUGA